Messenger RNA from Merops nubicus (carmine bee-eater), 981 nucleotides. RefSeq names its product RAB9B, member RAS oncogene family (gene RAB9B). Gene Ontology annotation, biological process: retrograde transport, endosome to Golgi; Rab protein signal transduction. Gene Ontology annotation, molecular function: GTPase activity; GTP binding. The record is from RefSeq and is a predicted model, not a curated record. The transcript is spliced from 2 exons. The coding region runs from base 106 to 711 and encodes 201 amino acids. Lineage: Eukaryota; Metazoa; Chordata; Aves; Coraciiformes; Meropidae. Gene Ontology annotation, cellular component: late endosome; phagocytic vesicle; lysosome.
UGACUGUUAUGCUGAAGGAAGGUGUUCCCUGGACAGUCCUGGAGACAGAAGCACUGUAUUUCUAGAGCAGAUUGCCUCGGUACUGCGCCCCUCCGUCCUGCUGCAAUGAGUGGGAAGUCUUUGCUCUUAAAGGUCAUUCUCCUUGGGGACGGUGGAGUUGGGAAAAGUUCACUCAUGAACCGAUAUGUCACCAACAAGUUUGACUCACAGGCUUUCCACACAAUUGGUGUGGAGUUCUUAAACCGGGACCUGGAGGUGGAUGGACAUUUUGUGACUCUCCAGAUUUGGGACACUGCGGGACAGGAGAGAUUCAAGAGCCUGCGAACCCCCUUUUACAGGGGAGCAGACUGCUGCCUGCUGACCUUCAGUGUGGAUGACCGGCAGAGCUUUGAGAACCUCGGCAACUGGCAGAAGGAGUUUGUCUAUUACGCUGACGUGAAGGACCCUGAGCACUUUCCAUUUGUAGUCUUGGGCAACAAGAUAGACAAGCUUGAGAGACAAGUGAGCACGGAGGAGGCCCAGGCCUGGUGCAUGGAAAAUGGUAACUACCCAUACCUGGAGACUAGUGCCAAGGAUGACACCAAUGUGGCAGUGGCCUUUGAGGAGGCUGUGCGACAAGUGCUGGCGGUGGAGGAGCAGCUAGAGCACUGCAUGCUGGGCCACACCAUUGAUCUGCACUCCGGCUCCAAAUCAGGAUCUUCCUGUUGUUGAGCUGUUGCUUCAGGAAUGUCGCUGGAGCCAGCAGCUGGAUCGGAAUGAGCACGGGCAGCUGUGGGGCACUCUGAGGAGCGUGGCCACAAGGACAGUAGGUGGUUUGUUCACUGGGGAGCUGCAGCGCCACCACCAUCUGAAUCCUGGUUGGAGUUUUCAGGCACAGAGCAUGUAUCUGCAGGAGGAAGCUGUUAAAAGAGCACAUGAGCAUAGUCCUGCUUCCAUCUCUGCCUGUUUUAGCAGGUUUAAAGGACUGGGUUAAAGUCCUUU